This is a messenger RNA of Lactuca saligna, 468 nucleotides long. NCBI's taxonomy places the organism in Eukaryota, Viridiplantae, Streptophyta, Magnoliopsida, Asterales, Asteraceae. The record is from the annotation of a GenBank genome assembly.
AUGAAAUUAACCAAUGGAGCCUGUGAUAAUGUUUACUACUGUAUGAGAAUGGAAAGCUUGUGUGAGGGUAUUAGAAGAAUCGACAGUGAUGUUGAUUAUUGGGAGUUUGUGGAAACUGUUUAUAGUCUGGAGAGUGAUAGUCUUGAGAGUGAGUUAGAUGUGUACAUUGACCACCAAAAUGAACCAAUUCUUGAUUGGGCUGAUAACGAGUUCUUAGCAGAUGGUGAAGGGUAUGAGUCGGAUGAGUUGGAUGAAGAGGAUGACAAGGAUUCUGAAGUUUCAAUGACAAUGGAAUAUGAACAUGAAUGGGAUGAUGAAGAGGAACAUACUUUUGAUAAAACUGUUGGAGACCCAUUCUUGGACAAACUUUCAGGGCAUAUUAGUGAUGAUGAUGAAGAGGAAGCAAACAAUGGGAAGCUUAAGGAUGUUGUGUUCCCUGUCCAUAAUGAGAAUCAAGAAUGGGAGUAA